GGCCGGAGCGGCCUGGGCCCGGCGGAACCGGGCGGAGCCCGGUUGCCCUCGGCCAGGCACCGCGGGCUGCACGAGAACCCCGGGGAGCGGGGCGCCCCAGAGUGCACCUCGGGGCGCAGGAGGCCGACCCGCACUAGGGUGCGAAAGAGGCGCUGGGAGAGUCGCGGGACCCUCCACAGGCAAGGGCGGGGCCUCCGCGGCGCCCCUCCCACCCCCAAUCCCGGCCCCGCCCCGCACUGGGCUGGGGUCCGCCUCCCUCCCCAGCCCGGGACCCAGCGUCGCGAGCUCCCCCCGGGGUGCCAUGGCCUCGCGGCUCCUGCACCGGCUGCGGCACGCCCUGACCGGCGACGGCCCCGGGGAGGCAGCGGCCGGCCCCGAGGCCGAGCAGUUCCCGGAGAGCUCGGAACUGGAGGACGACGACGCCGAGGGCCUGUCGUCCCGCCUCAGCGGCACCCUGAGCUUCACCAGUGCCGAGGACGACGAGGACCAGGACGACGAGGACGACGAGGAGGCUGACCCCGACCCGCUGCCCGAUGGGGACCGGGAGGCGGGAGAAGACGCAGGCCCAUCCUGUGCUCAUGCAGAACGGAGUCCCCCACCUGAUGGGCAGCGGGGCAGUCAGCUCCUGACACGGCAGUUGCAAGAUUUCUGGAAGAAGUCCCGGAACACCCUGGUACCCCAGCGGCUGCUCUUUGAGGUGACCAGCGCCAACGUGGUCAAGGACCCGCCCUCCAAGUACGUGCUCUACACCCUCACCGUGAUGGGCCCGGGGCCACCGGGUCGCCAGCCAGCCCAGAUCUCCCGCCGAUACUCGGACUUUGAGCGGUUGCACCGAAACCUGCAGCGGCAGUUCCGGGGCCCCAUGGCUGCCAUCUCCUUCCCCCGCAAGCGCCUGCGCCGGAACUUUACCACAGAGACCAUCGCCCGCCGCAGCCGGGCCUUUGAGCAGUUUUUGGGCCACCUCCAGGCAGUGCCUGAGCUGCGCCAGGCCCCGGACCUGCAGGACUUCUUUGUGCUGCCGGAGCUGCGGCGGGCGCAGAGCCUCACCUGCACUGGCCUCUACCGCGAGGCCCUGGCGCUCUGGGCCAACGCCUGGCAGCUGCAGGCCCAGCUGGGUGUCCCCUCAGGCCCAGACCGCCCUCUGCUGACCCUGGCGGGGCUGGCUGUGUGCCACCAGGAGCUGGAGGACCCUGGGGAGGCCCGGGCAUGCUGUGAGAAGGCCCUACAGCUGCUGGGGGACAAGAGCCCUCACCCUUUCCUGGCCCCCUUUCUGGAGGCCCACGUGCGGCUCUCCUGGCACCUGGGCCUAGACAAACACCAAUCAGAGGCCCGGCUCCAGGCCCUGCAAGAGGCAGGCCUGACGCCCACGCCACCCCCCAGUCUCAAAGAACUACUCAUCAAGGAGGUACUGGACUAACCACACCUAGACUUAAGGCCACUGUGGGGAGAAGCACUGCCCCAGGAUGGGAAGUGGGGUAGGGGCGGAUGAGGACACGGACAGCAGUUAGGAGGCGACCAGGGGUGCUGGGAACCCCUAGAAGUUCCACAAAGGAUUUGUAGCAGACUGAAGAAAUGUGCUUCUUCUGUUGAGCUGGGCUCAGGACAAGCUUUGGCUAGGAUGGUGCAGGGAGAAAGUCUGGUGCAGCCUCUCCAGCUUAUGAAUAUCUGGGGGCUGUGCCCCAGGUCAGGGUCAAUGGUCUUUUUUCCUUGGGCCUCCAAGCCAGCCUGGCUAAGGGCCAGGGACUCUGGCCCAGGAGUCCUGGCGUUGAUGGCUGGAGGGAAGGCUGCAGUUCUGGCCCAGGGGGAUUAAAAGGCCAGCAGCUCCACUGGUAUAAGUCUCUUUAUUCCAUGUUCAGGACCAAAGGCCCAGCCCUGGAUGGUAACUCCUGCCUCAGGAGCAGGGGGGAGAAGGGAGAUCCUUGAAGCCCCAGACCAAGCUGGUACCUCUGGCUACAGCUUGCUCUUUGAGUCCCGGGGCUUCACUCGGAUCACGCCCUCCUGGGCACAGGACAUAGCCAGGACCCCGUCCCGACGCCACAGCCGCCCGUGAACUAGGCCCCGGGAGCCACCUGCGAAGAUAAGGGAGAGAACGGCCUUCUGUUUCCUUCCACCCAGCCAAAUGCCCUCCUUGAAAAACGUACAGCUCAGGUUGGGCCACCCCAUGCCAGGGUACGCUCAGCGUUGUGGUCACUCCCAAUCUCCAAGCACCCUUUUAGGAGCCUAUUAUGGUUGGUCAUCGGGGGUAACUCCUCCCAUGGGAAUCCCACUUGAUGGUUUAAAAGCACUUUCAAUUAUCUGCUGGCUUCCUCAAAAAAAUCCCAAGGGGAGACGUUCUGAGAACAGUCUCGUUCAGUAGCUCAGCGAACCAGAUCUGCCCCACUUCUGGCCACCUGCGUGAGGAAACCCAUCAGUUCCCUUUAUAAUAAAUCAAACCAGGCCCUCCGGGCUGGUAAUUCAUUCAAACAAACCAACCAACAAAAACCCCACCUCCAUCCCCUCAGGGACAAAGGGGCUCGGAGGACAGGACGGGACAGGACGCAGAGCCGUGAGGCCUGGCCACCCCCUCCCCACGUGGAGAUUCUCCCUUGCUAGCCCAGGGCCUUAGUCUGAUAUUUAGGAAGGGAACUGCUGGUUUCUCUUAUAUGCAGAACAGCUCACUUAGGCCUCACGGUGACCAAGUGAAGCAGGCCUUGUCCCCUGUUCCAGAUGAUGCCACUCAAGUCCAGAGAGGCUGAGGAACUGGGCCUUAAGGAUCAGGCCAAACAUGAACCCGAGAGUCCUAACUUCAAGGUGGUGGCUCCUUUAUUGUGAUGCUGUUGGUGCUGGAGAGCCCCCCUUCCCUGAGUAUAAAAAGUCCCUCAAGUUUUGUCCCUGUUUCACAAAGCAAGGCUUUUCUUUGUUUGAAAUGCACUUCCUUGGAAAGGAACCCAGGGCUCUGAGACUAGGCACUGAUGAACGAGUCUGGGUUUCUCUCUUAACACUAUAAGGAGUAUCCAAGCGGUGGGGCCCUUAGAGAAUGCUGAGUGCCCUGACCCUCAACCAGGUUAAUUGUCAGAAUCACUUAGGGAGCUUUUUUUUUUUUUUUAAUUUUUUGGCCGUGCCGUGCAGCAUGCGGGAUCUUAGUUCCCCGACCAGGGAUCAAACCUGUGCCCCCUGCAGUGAAAGCACGGAGUCUUAACCACUGGACCGCCAGGGAAGUCCCAGGAGCUUCUUAAAAGUAGUUUCCUGGAUCUCGUCCAAGACCUGCAGAGUCAGAAUCUUGGGGAUGGAAUCUGAGAAUGUUCUGAAAAAGCUCCCCCAAGUGGUGGUCUGAUGGGCCACCAGCUUUGGAUACUUCUGUUUUUUUUUUUUUUUUUUUUUUAUGCUAUAAGUUUAUUUACAAACAUAUCUAGGAU
Messenger RNA from Eubalaena glacialis (North Atlantic right whale), 3395 nucleotides. It is a transcript of the gene SNX21, whose product is annotated as sorting nexin family member 21. The coding region runs from base 302 to 1417 and encodes 371 amino acids. NCBI's taxonomy places the organism in Eukaryota, Metazoa, Chordata, Mammalia, Artiodactyla, Balaenidae. The record is from RefSeq and is a predicted model, not a curated record. Gene Ontology annotation, biological process: protein transport. The transcript is spliced from 3 exons. Gene Ontology annotation, cellular component: early endosome membrane. Gene Ontology annotation, molecular function: phosphatidylinositol phosphate binding; protein binding.